This is a messenger RNA of Sceloporus undulatus (fence lizard), 1716 nucleotides long. RefSeq names its product phosphodiesterase 6B (gene PDE6B). The transcript has 13 exons. Gene Ontology annotation, molecular function: protein binding; 3',5'-cyclic-nucleotide phosphodiesterase activity. Gene Ontology annotation, biological process: signal transduction. The record is from RefSeq and is a predicted model, not a curated record. Bases 1 to 1716 code for a protein of 571 amino acids. NCBI's taxonomy places the organism in Eukaryota, Metazoa, Chordata, Lepidosauria, Squamata, Phrynosomatidae.
AUGAAUAUUAACAAAGAUGAAGUUGAAACAUUCCUGGAUAACAACCUGGAUUUUGCUAAGCAGUAUUUUGAGCGGAAACUGGGGGGCAAAACCUUGUGCGCCAUGGCAAACGGUGAACAAUGCUCAGAUAAUUCUAUGGGCUUUGAAGGGCUGGGGCAGGAUGAGACUGAAACCCUUUUUGAGCUGAUACAAGAUAUGCAAGACAGCAUCAACAUGGAGAAAGUUGUUUUCAAGACCCUAAGAAGGAUCAGCGCUCUCAUACAGGCAGACUGCUGCAGCCUCUUCCUGUACAGGCAGCGAAAUGGCACACCAGAGCUGGCGACACGGCUGUUCAACAUUCAUAAGGAUAGCACCAUGGAAGAAUGCCUGGUGUCCCCUGACUGUGAAAUAGUUUUCCCGUUGGACAUGGGUGUGGUGGGCCAUGUGGCCCAGAACAAGAAGACGAUGAACAUUCAAAAUGUUGAUGAGUGUCACCAUUUUAGCAGCUUUGUUGAUGAACUCACUGGCUACACUACAAGAAACAUACUUGCUACCCCAAUCAUGAACGGCAAAGAUGUGGUUGGUGUGAUCAUGGCUGUGAAUAAGAAUGGAGGUUCAUUUUUCAGCAGUGCAGAUGAAAAUCUUUUUCUGAAGUACCUGAGUUUUGCUGCUUUGAAUCUGAAAAUUUAUCAUCUGAGCUACCUUCACAGUUGUGAAACUCGAAGAGGUCAGGUUUUGCUAUGGUCAGCGAAUAAGGUAUUUGAGGAAUUGACUGACAUUGAGAGACAAUUCCACAAAGCAUUUUACACCGUAAGAGCAUAUUUGAACUGUGACAGGUAUUCUGUGGGCCUUCUGGAUAUGAGCAAACAAAAGGAGUUUUUUGACUUGUGGCCAGUUCUAAUGGGUGAAGUUCCACCUUAUUCAGGACCUCGAACCCCAGAUGGCAGAGAGAUUGCAUUUUAUAAAGUUAUUGAUUACAUCUUACAUGGAAAGGAAGACAUUAAAGUUAUCCCUAAUCCUAAACCAGAACACUGGGCACUGGCCAGCGGACUCCCGACAUACGUAGCAGAAACUGGCUUUAUUUGCAACAUUAUGAAUGCCGCUUCAGAUGAAAUGUUUAUCUUUCAGGAAGGUCCUGUUGAUGAAUCAGGUUGGGUCAUCAAAAAUGUUCUAUCCAUGCCAAUAGUCAACAAAAAAGAAGAAAUUGUCGGUGUCGCUACAUUUUACAACAGGAAAGACGGGAAACCUUUUGAUGAGCAGGAUGAAAUAUUAAUGGAGUCUCUAACACAGUUUCUUGGAUGGUCUGUACUCAAUACUGAUACUUACGAUAAGAUGAAUAAACUGGAAUAUCGAAAAGACAUUGCACAGGAUAUGGUGCUCUACCAUGUAAGAUGUGACAAGAAUGAAAUUCAAGCAAUCCUGCCUACAUGGGAAAAGUUUGGAAAAGAGGUGGCUGACUGUGAUGAGGAAGAGUUGGCAGAAAUUCUGAAAUCACAGCUUCCAGAUCCUGAAGAAUAUGAAAUCUAUCACUUCCACUUUUCUGAUUUGGAAUGGACUGAAUUAGACCUGGUGAAAUGUGGCAUUCAAAUGUACUAUGAACUUGGAGUGGUGAAAAAAUUCCAAAUUCCACAGGAGUUUGAUUCAUUCCCAGCCACAUCCUCUGGAAACUUCAGCACCAACAAGCCAAAAGCUUUCCUGGUUAUCCCACGUCAGAAUAAGGCUGCCAGGGAAGGGUAA